AUGAGUUCUUUCAGAGUGUCCCUGAAGACCAGAACCAGUGGUAUCAAUUGCAUUUCGACACUUACAAAGAGUUGGGCCAACCUCGAAAACAGAAUUAAAGAAAUAGAAAAGUAUAAAACGGUGAAAGCAAUUUUUAUCAAUGUUGACUUGGCAGAUUUAGGUAACCGAGAGAAAGACUCGAAGAGAAGGGCCGAGGACGAGGCUAGUGCUGCUCUGUUGGCAACGGCUGCUAAUAAUGGAAAAACUGACUACCCUUCCAAUCUUUCGUGGAAACAUAUAGAACGAAUCAGAGCUUGCACAAACAUUCCAAUUGCAUUGAAGGGGAUUCAAAGAGGCGAGGAUGUUGUGCUAGCAGCCGAAAAGGGAAUCAGUGGAGUUGUGUUGUCAAAUCAUGGAGGAAGACAAUUGGACUUUUCAAGACCUCCACUUGAAGUUCUCUCUGAAGCUAAACAGAUGCUCAAAGAAAGAGGCCUUGAUAAUAAAAUCGAGAUCUACAUUGACGGUGGAAUCCGCAGGGGUUCAGAUAUAGUUAAAGCCCUCUGUCUUGGAGCUACAGGGGUGGGUUUGGGACGUCCAUUCUUAUAUGCCAUGGCAGGAUAUGGCGAAGAAGGUGUGUUGAAACUAGUUCUGCUUUUGGAGGGAGAAGUAAAGAACAACAUGAAACUUUUGGGGGUUGACAACAUAAAAGACUUGAAUGAAGAGUUAAUUGACACUACAACUUUAAAGUUUAGAGGCUCCAUGGUGAAUGACAGACUCUACGACGGUGUCUAUGAGCAGUUGAACUUUCCAAGCUUCAAGAAUGAGGUCGGUUCGAUUAAUUAG
Molecule: messenger RNA, 822 nt
Organism: Meyerozyma guilliermondii ATCC 6260
Lineage: Eukaryota; Fungi; Ascomycota; Pichiomycetes; Serinales; Debaryomycetaceae
Exons: 1
Coding region: 1-822 (273 amino acids)
Molecular function (GO): oxidoreductase activity
Source: RefSeq, a predicted model, not a curated record